Impatiens glandulifera is the source of this 1422-nucleotide messenger RNA. Its product is annotated as ammonium transporter 2 member 3-like. The record is from RefSeq and is a predicted model, not a curated record. NCBI's taxonomy places the organism in Eukaryota, Viridiplantae, Streptophyta, Magnoliopsida, Ericales, Balsaminaceae. The coding region runs from base 1 to 1422 and encodes 473 amino acids. Gene Ontology annotation, biological process: ammonium transmembrane transport. The transcript is spliced from 3 exons. Gene Ontology annotation, cellular component: plasma membrane. Gene Ontology annotation, molecular function: ammonium channel activity.
AUGGAUGUAAAAUAUGUAGGCUGGUUGCCCUCGGGGUUGCAUCCCGACGAUGCAUCGCCCGAUUGGCUAAACAAAGGUGACAACGCGUGGCAACUGUUCGCAGCCACUCUAGUAGGCCUACAAAGCGUUCCUGGCCUAGUAAUCCUCUACGGGAGCAUGGUCAAAAAGAAAUGGGCUGUCAAUUCCGCUUUCAUGGCCCUUUACGCCUUUGCUUCCGCCUUGGUUUGUUGGAUCCUUUGGGGUCACCAUAUGGCAUUUGGGAAGUCAAAUAAUCCCUUCGUGGCCAUGCCCGAACCGGUUACUGACCAAAAGUUGUUGUUGAGCCAACAGGGACAUUAUUAUCUCCCAAAGGCUGACUAUGUUUUCUAUCAAUUCGCGUUCGCAGCCAUCACGGUUAUACUCGUGGCUGGUUCUGUGCUCGGGAGAAUGAAUUUCUACGCUUGGAUGGUCUUUGCUCCUUUGUGGGUGACCUUAUCUUAUACGGUCGGGGCUUACAUGAUUUGGGGCAAUGGAUUUCUUAAGAAAGGUGGGAUCAUUGAUUUUUCCGGUGGCUAUGUCAUUCAUCUUUCAUCAGGUGUGGCCGGUUUCACAGCUGCUUAUUGGGUAGGACCCAGGUCAUCACACGACAGACAACACUUCCCGCCGAACAACAUAAUAAGCAUGUUGGCAGGGGCGGGAUUCCUAUGGCUAGGGUGGACCGGCUUCAACGGCGGUUCUCCGUUGACGGUUUCCGUCGUGACGUCGCUCGCCGUGAUCAAUACCCAUCUCUGCACCGCCACCAGUCUCCUCGUCUGGCUGUCAAUGGACAUGAUUGUUUAUAAGACCAGCUCCGUCAUCGGAGCGGUCCAAGGCAUGAUUACCGGACUCGUCUGCAUCACUCCAGCCGCAGGAGUGGUAGAACCUUGGGCGGCAAUAUUCAUGGGAGUAAUGUCGGGUACCAUUCCGUGGUACACUAUGAUGGUUCUUCACAAGAAAUCAGCAUUCUUUCAAAAAGUAGACGAUACCCUCGGCGUUUUCCACACCCACGCCGUCGCCGGACUUCUGGGCGGUCUACUCUCCGGUAUACUCGCCAAGCCUCACCUCUUGAAACUUUUCUACGGAGAUGAAGCCCACAUUUACGGGCCCGGCUUACUCUACGCGUUAUUCGACGGUCAUAUGAUAAAACGUGGACUCCGGCAGCUACUUUUCCAGGUGGCGGGGGCCGUGUUUAUUGCGACGUGGAACAGCGGAGCGACAAGUUUGAUAUGUUUGUUGAUUAGGAGAUUUAUGAAGCUGAGGAUGGAAGAUGAUGACUUGGAGAUUGGUGAUGACGCGGCGCAUGGUGAGGAGGCGUAUGCACUUUGGGGAGACGGCGAGAGACAUCUCCCGUUUCGUGUUAUUCGCAUGAAUCCGACGUGGAUUCGUCCAUUCUGUAGACGCUAA